CCCCGCCUACGGCGCCAUCAUUGCUUCCCUUCAGCACCACUCCUCUCGAAGCGGCAUCGCGUGGUGCCGCUUUUGAAUUUUGAGCAAGAGCCCCGCGGGUGCGGAAGCCUCCCAGAUGAACCAGACACUUCCUCCAGGUUUGGGCUACCUGACCACGACCGUGGAUCCUUCUCAUUCGGCCUCGGUGAGCCUGGAGAGGACGCUGUCGGUGCCCGAGAACGACAGCGUGUACAACGCGUGCUGCCUGCGGUUCCGCUUCCGCAAGGGCCCGUACCUGGACGGCGCCGGCGGGUCAUCGACGCUGCACGUGCGUCUCACGGUGCUCAACACCAACACCGUAAAGACGAGCAGCCUCACCAGGCACUACGCGCACUGGACGCCAUACAGCAUCACGCUGACACGACCAACCUCCGUCCAGCUAACACUGGUCUUCAAAGUUCCUGCCAACAGUGCCCAGCAGUACUUGGAUUUAACAGACUUCUUGCUGACAAGAGGGUACUGCUGAGGAACUGCUUCCAUGCUGCUGUCUCCCACUGCUAC
This is a messenger RNA of Ixodes scapularis (black-legged tick), 540 nucleotides long. RefSeq lists its product as uncharacterized. The record is from RefSeq and is a predicted model, not a curated record. Lineage: Eukaryota; Metazoa; Arthropoda; Arachnida; Ixodida; Ixodidae. The coding region runs from base 116 to 505 and encodes 129 amino acids. The transcript is spliced from 2 exons.